This is a messenger RNA of Porites lobata, 4012 nucleotides long. NCBI's taxonomy places the organism in Eukaryota, Metazoa, Cnidaria, Anthozoa, Scleractinia, Poritidae. The record is from the annotation of a GenBank genome assembly.
AUGGAACCAAACAUUGCUGAAUGGUGCUCCGAUAACCGAUUAGAGAGUGAAUCGGUUAUUAUCCUAUCUGUUUGGCUUAGUUUUACUAGCCUUGCAGCUGUAGCUGGAAACGCCCUUGAAAUGUGGUUGUUUUAUAAACACGAGUCUUUAAGAACUACUUCAAACCGUUUUAUAAUCUCGUUGGCAACAGCGGACUUCCUCGUAGGGCUUGUCAUAGCACCUGUGUGGAUAGCCGUACGUUAUGUGAUUCAGCCGCAAGAUACUAGUGCUUGGACCAAAAUUUUGAACAUGUUAUGGGUAUACACGACUGCGGCUACAACUUUUAACUUGUGCUGUGUUUCUGUGGACCGCUUUAUCGCAAUUUGCUUUCCUCUUCGUUACACAUUCAUUAUAAACAAACGUACAUGUCACUCUUCGAUCAUUUCAGCUUGGGUUGCUUCGAUAUUACUGCCGUUAUCUUUGAUAUUCGUAAGCGAGGAAAAAAUGGGAAUGAUGUUAUCGGUUGCCACGUUUUUACUGCCCACCAUAAUCGUUGCCUUCUGCUACGCAUGGAUUUUUAAAGCUGCAAGGAGACAGAUCAGAAGAAUACGAGAAAACUCUAUCGAGAACAAUACUAUGUUUAAGGCCAAACAGAACUAUAAAGCCCUAAAAACAGUAGGGUUUGUACUGGGCGUAUUCAUCGCUUCAUGGAUGCCUUGUUUAGUCGUCUCCAUUGUGCACCAAGUGAAAGGACAUGAUCCUUGUUUAGAUGGCAGAUAUUUUAUUACUGUGUGGCCAUGGAUUGAAGCGGUUGCUUUUACGUCAUCAGCGAUCAAUCCAUGGAUCUAUUGCUUCCGAAACACAGACUUUCGCGAGGUUUUAAAUCGUAGGUUUAGUUGGUUUCCGUCGUGAAAAUUGUGAGAUACAAAGUUCGUUGGAUAAUCUAAGAGGAAGAUUUCUGUUCUCAACCCAGAUAGCUAAGACUAAAAAGAGGGCCUUUAUUUUGCCUUUGCAAAUGUAUGGCGCAUAAUACUUGGCUAAAAAAGCCGUAGUUUAUAACUAAUAGCACACACAAAAAUUGAUCUUGAAGUAGAAAGUAUGUUUAGCAAUACCAAAGGCGACUUGUGAAUUUCGAGUCAGAGAAUUACCAUAGGAGAUUCCUUUCUGUUAAUGACCAAUACAUACAGCUAUUUAAAAGAUAAGGUAAAUGUGACAAGUUAUUAUCUAAAGCAUACGAACUUGGUUUGAAAACUAGUAUUCGUAAUCAGUUUCCUACUCGUACACCACCGCAAGUGCUUUUUUUCUUUUAACUAGAAGCGCCGGCCACGAAGCAAACUCGUUAAAAAAGUGCAGCUAAGUCCGGGCUUUUAAAACUCCGUGGAGCCAUUAUCACUCACUCAUGGUGUCUUUAUGCAACUUACUUAACUUAAGUGUUAACUCACUUAAUAAUAACAUUACAACUUGAAAUGCACAAAUCAGCCUCUCUUUUUGGAAGGAAAUCCAUUUCUGUUUUACUGAGACGUAAACGUGAUCACUUCAUAACAUCACGCCAAGUUAACUUGUCACAAGCUCUUGACAGUGUCCUUACUGGAAAUUAAUGGCACAGUUUUUCUUUCCUUACCCUGGCUGCCAGAGGCUUUUCAUGCGCGGUUUCGGCCGAAGACGUGUCGGCCUUCGACUGACGAAGCUCCUUGUCGCGCGCUAGAAAAAACCUCUGGUACCCAUACUUGCUCUCUCCUCCGCAGGGUCUUUUUUUUUUGUCAGCUGGAACACAGGGACCCCAAGCUCACGAAUGAGAAUUGUGUUGCGUAACAAAUAUUAUAAGGCGUUCUAUGGAAAAUUUAUCGAUCGCUAUUCAGGGCUUGAAAAUAGAAAUAAAAAUAGAUCAAAACUUCUUACCUUGUCUCCUUGUCUUGUUUGUGGUACGUUCUUAGCAUUUCUGGCCGGUUUAGAGAGAGCAACAGUAGAACUAAAACUCACUAGAAUCGCGCGGAAACGGCCAGAAAUGCUAAGAACAUACCACAAACAAGACAAGGAGACAAGGUAAGAAGUUUUGAUGUAUUUUUAUUUCUAUUUUAAUGCCCUAAAUAACGUUCGAUAAAUUUUCUAUACAAACCGUUAUAAUAUUUCUGUUACGCAACACUAUUCUCACUCGUGAGCUUGGGGAACCUGUGUUUGGAACUAACUGCCAAGAAGACGUGCGGUAACCCAGAGGAACAAAGCAUCGCGUGAAGAAUAUCAGAUCGCUAAAUUAAUAACAGAGCAAAACAUACAAUUCUAAAUACGAACAACGAACUGCGGAAGUAGAACUUUUAUAAUCAAUUUUUUCAUUCGUUCUUCUUAAGAUUGGGGGGUCAGAUGGCAAAUUGUUUUUCACGCCUUUUGAUAUGGCACGCGGCAUAAUUUAGGAGCUCUGGUGUGGCUCUUUUAAAAUUUUUAUGAAACAAAAUGAAAAUAAUGGCAUCUGCGCAAACGUUUCUCUUUAUAUGCAAAAAUAAUCUUGUCUCUAAGUACAUCAGAACUUAAUGCCUAAAACACAUUGUCAAUCAAUACGAGCAGAAUGGCAAAGAGGGCGCAAACUUGUAAAUACCAGCUGAAAUGAGCUGCCUCAUUGCCUAAUUUCUAUCAUUUACAUGUUUUUUGUUCCUUGAAAGAAGGAGGGGACACCGAUAAUCUUAACUCAUUUUUGUGCUAAUUUCGAGCAGCACUGCUUAUCUGGCCCGGGUGUAGGAGGCACAAAAGGACGUGAAGGGAAAACUAAUCUAACAAAAAGAAAAAAAAAAAAAACACUUCAGUCUACCUUAUAAUGUCAAGUGAAAACGGAAGUUGUCAGUUUAAAUGAUCGCCAAGUGAAUGAAAAAUAAUUAGGAGGUUCAAAUGCCUUGUUUUACAUCUUACGUUGAAGAUGCAGGCCGGAAAGUGAUUUGGCAGGUUUUACUGACUUGACUAGAGAAUCUAAAACACAGUGCUGUUCAUUGGACGGUGAGUGGUUCAAGAGCAGACAUUUCUGAGCUUCUGCAACUGGAUGAUAUAGUUUUAGUGGGCCACGAAUCUUCCAUCAAAAGACUCGUUUCUGGAACCGCAUCCUGACUAUUAGGUACUUAAAGACCUCAACAGAGGAGAUUUUAUCGCCUUUCACAUGGAACCUAACAUGAAUGAGUCGUGCCCCGAUAAGCGAUUCGCAAGUGAAUCGGUUUUUAUCCUUUCCGUUUGGCUUAGUUUUACUAGCCUAGCAACUAUUACGGGAAACGCCCUUGUAAUGUGGUUGUUUUAUAAACACGAGUCUUUAAGAACCAUUUCAAACCGUUUUAUAAUCUCGUUGGCAACGGCAGACAUUCUUGUAGGGCUUGUCAUUAACCCUGUGUGGAUAGCCGUGCGUUAUGUGAUUCAGCCGCCGUCUAUUAGUACAGGGUCCGAAAUUCUGGAAAUGUUAUGGAUACACACAACUGCGGCUACAACUUUUAACUUGUGCUGUGUUUCUGUGGAUCGCUUUAUCGCAAUUUGUUUUCCUCUUCGUUACAGACUUAUUGUAACCAAACGUACAUGUCAUUCUUCGAUCAUUUCAGUUUGGGUGGCCUCGAUAGUUCUACCGUUUUCACUGUUGUUCGUGAGCGAGGAAAAUAUGGAGAUUCUCAUUAUAAUACCGGCCGCCACGUUUUUGGUGCCAAACAUCAUCGUUGCUUUCUGCUAUGCAUGGAUUUUUAAAGCGGCCAGGAGUCAGAUCAGAAGAAUACAGGACAACUCUUUCCAGAACAAUACUGUAUAUCAUGCUGUAAAGAACUAUAAAGCCCUAAAAACAGUAGGGAUGGUAGUGGGUGUAUUUAUCGCUUCAUGGAUGCCUUGUUUAGUCGCCACCAUUGUGCACGAAGUGAAAGGAGAAGAUUAUUGUUUGUAUGUUAAAUAUUAUAAUGCUGUGUGGCCCUGGGUUGAGGCGGUUGCUUUUACAUCAUCAGCAAUCAAUCCAUGGAUCUAUUGCUUUCGAAACAUCGACUUUCGCGAGGUUUUAAAUCGUAGGUUUAGCUGGUUCCCGUAG